Chlorella variabilis is the source of this 1611-nucleotide messenger RNA. RefSeq lists its product as hypothetical. The coding region runs from base 1 to 1611 and encodes 536 amino acids. The transcript has 5 exons. NCBI's taxonomy places the organism in Eukaryota, Viridiplantae, Chlorophyta, Trebouxiophyceae, Chlorellales, Chlorellaceae. The record is from RefSeq and is a predicted model, not a curated record.
AUGGCGCCGCCCAGGAGGCACAGAACCCGAGCGCCGCUCGUGGGCUACCUGCCUCUGGUGCUGAUGGUGGUUGCUCUCAGCGGAUGGGGCUUCUGGCUGCUCCCGCGGCUGCUGGGGUCCCAGGCCGGGUCGGCAGGCAAGGGCCUGCGGUUGGUGCCAGUGGCUGUGCCCCAGGCCCGCUCCCGCACCCUGGUGGUCUACGUCUUUGGCGGAUCCGACCCAGAGUACGCCGACAACCUGCGCUUCUUCGUCAACGAGGCGGUCAAGGAGGGCGACAACUGCGACUAUAUCAUCGUGCUGCAGCAGGACAAGGACCUGAGCCUGCCCGAGCCGCUGCCCAGCCUGCCGCGCAACGCGCGCUACCUGCAGCACGCCAACGAGUGCUUCGACAUCGGCACCGUGGGCUGGGUGCUGCAGGCGCACGUGCCGCGCCGCGCCGCCUACCGCUACUUCGUCUGGCUCAACUCCUCGGUGCGGGGCCCCUUCCUGCCCGCCUACCUCUCCGGCGCGGUGCACUGGACUGAGCCGCUCCUCUCCAAGCUCAACGACCGCGUCAAGCUGGUGGGCCCCACCAUCAACUGCGGGCGGGCCUACGACCUGCCCCCCACGGUGCACGUCCAGUCGUACGUCACCGCCACCGACGCGGCGGGGCUGGAGGUGCUGCUGGCUACCGGCACGGUGUUCAAGUGCUGGGGCCACAUCCACGAUACCAUCAUCUCCUCGGAGAUAGGCGCCUCCUCAGCCAUCAUGGCCGCCGGCUUCGGAAUCGACUCCCUCAUGCUGCGCUACAAGGGCGUGGACUGGCGGGACCCUGCCGUGCAGGACCACGCCUGCAACGGCGAGCUGAACCCGCUGCAGCCGGGGUUCAAUGACGGCAUCAAUGUGGAGCCGCUGGAGGUGAUGUUUAUCAAGGUCAAGGCUGCCAUGCUGGCAGCGGGCAACUGGCCCCAUGCCACCGCCGCCGUCAAGUACGCGCAGUGGGCGCGGCUGGCGAGGGAGGAGGCGGCGCGGGUGGCGGGCGGCGCGCGCGGCGCGUCGCCCCGCUGGCUGGCCGCCAUCGCGGCCAACGAGUGGCCGCAGGCGCGCGCGCCGGAGCUGCUGCGCGAGGCGCAGCGCAGGGGGCAGGCCUGCUUCGACCACAAGUUCUAUAUUGACAGCGGCUACGACCUGGCGUUCAUGUGGGAGCAGCCCGACCCGCCCGCCCUGGCCUGGGAGCAGUUCCUGGGCAUGGGGCUGUACGAGGGCAGGCCGUACCGCUUCACGCUGGAGGUGGCGGAGCGGGAGACCACCCUGCAGCUGCAGAAGGCUGAGGCAGUCGCCAUGGCGGUGCGCAGCGCGCGGGCCGAGCUGCGCAGGCUGGCAGGCGCCCAGCGCGCGGCGGAGGCAGAGGCGGCGGCUGCCACGGCAGGGGCGGCGGCAGCCAAGCAGGACUCUGCUGUGCUGGAGCGGCAGGUGCAGUCGGGGUGGGCGCCCAAGCUGGGGCAGACCGUGUUUGUGCCGCGCCUGAACAAGCGGGCCAAGGUGGUGGCGGUGGAUGGCACGGGCGGGCUCACGCUGCAGGCGGGGCUGCUCAAGGUCAGCGCCAGGGUGGACGAGGUGCGGCAGCAGUAG